UUUCUUUUUCUUUUGUCCACUCACAACCCCAAACCGCGUUUCCCAAAGGACAUUUCCGUAAAUACAACAACUUCACUGUCCCUACUUCUUACCCCCUUCUCCUCAGUUUCCUCAAUGGGCCAUCCUCGCUAGUUAACGCCUCCUCCGCUUUCUUUCUCACUUCUUCUACUUAGCUUCCUCAUAUAUUUUCAUUAACCCCACUCUCUACGAUUGAUUCUUCCGAUUCACGCUAAUAAAUAAAUCAAAACCUUAUUACCAUUAUUUAUUUAUGGCCGAGAACGGUGAGGAGAAAUUGCUAGCUAUGGCGCGGCACAUAGCGAAGACGCUAGGCCGAAACGAUACCAUGGCGGACGAUAUUUUGCAGAUUUUCUCCACUUUCGACGGCAGGUUUUCUCGCGAGAAGUUGUCUGAGAAAGACGGGGAGGAGGAUGCUAGAGUGAGCGCCGCUCUCGAGCACAGCCUCAAGUUGCUGGACCGUCAGAUCUCUCAGUACGUCGCGGCGGAGCAUCCGAUCUGGGCUGACUCCGCCGACUCCUCCGCUUUUCUCGACGCCAUCGACGAGUUGAUAGCUACUAUCAGGGACUGGAGCCCCAUGGCCGGAGAGAAGUCCGUUGGCGCGUGUAUUGUACGCGCUGAGGACCUUAUGCAGCAGGCUAUGUUCCGCGUGGAGGAAGAGUUCCGGUCCUUGAUGGAACGCGGCGGAGAGUCGUUUGAGCUCAGUCGCGAGUACGGAAGCGGCGAGCCGUUUGACUCGGAGGACGACGAAGACGAAGACGAAGAUGGAGGAAUCAUCAGAAACGAUGAGGAAAACCAAAUUCCUGUGGCGCAGCCAAUCACGGACUACAACAUCAUCAUCGAUGUUCUUCCUUCUGUUACGAUCAACGACCUCCAUGAGAUCGCGAAGCGAAUGGUGGCGGCCGGGUUUGGCAAGGAGUGUUCGCACGUGUACAGUAGCCUUAGGCGUGAGUUUCUCGAGGAGAGCUUGUCGAGGCUAGGGUUGAAGAAGCUGAGCAUUGAGGAAGUUCACAAAAUGCCAUGGCAGGACCUCGAGGACGAGAUCGAACGCUGGAUCAAAGCUGCCAAUGUCUCUCUUCGCAUCCUCUUCCCUAGCGAGCGUCGACUCUGCGAUCGCGUCUUCUUCGGCUUCUCCUCCGCUUCCGAUCUCUCUUUCAUGGAGGUCUGCAGAGGAUCCACGAUUCAGCUCUUGAAUUUCGCCGAUGCUGUCGCUAUCGGAAGCCGGUCGCCGGAGCGGUUGUUCAAAAUCCUCGACGUGUUCGAGACUCUGAGAGACUUAAUGCCAGAAUUCGAGUCUGUGUUUUCUGAUCAGUACUGUGUGGUUUUGAGGAACGAAGCUAUAACGAUUUGGAAGAGGUUAGGUGAAGCGAUCAGAGGGAUUUUCAUGGAACUGGAGAAUUUGAUCCGUCGGGACCCGGCUAAGGCCGCCGUACCAGGCGGCGGUCUCCAUCCAAUAACUCGAUACGUGAUGAAUUAUCUCAGAGCCGCUUGUCGAUCUUGCCAAACCCUCGAACAAGUCUUCGACGAGAAUGUGGUUCCAUCAAAAGGAGUGUCAUCCUCUUCGUCUUCUUCGUUGUCAGUUCAAAUGGAUUGGAUUAUGGAGCUGUUGGAGAGUAAUUUGGAGGCAAAGUCGAAGAUCUACAAGGACUCUGCUUUGUCCUCUGUUUUCAUGAUGAAUAAUGGGAGGUACAUAGUUCAGAAGGUAAAGGAUAGUGAAUUGGGAGCCUUAUUAGGAGACGAUUGGAUUAGAAAACACAACGCCAAGGUUCGGCAAUGCUACUCGAGCUACCAGAGAAGCUCGUGGAAUAAGGUUUUAGGAGCAUUGAAAGUAGACAGUAGCUCCUUAGCUACUAGUGCGGCCUCAAAGACAUUCAAAGAGAAAUUGAAAUUGUUUAAUGUUUACUUUGAGGAGAUAUGUAAAGUUCAAACUAGUUGGGCCAUUUAUGAUGAUCAGAUGAGGGAGGAGUUGAGAAUCUCGGUAACUAAGAUAUUGUUGCCUGCGUAUGGCAACUUUAUCGGGCGGUUUAAGAAUGUGCCUGAACUAGGAAAGAAUGCGGAUAGGCUUAUUAAGUAUAAUGCGGAAGAAGUGGAGGCUCGGAUUGGCGACUUGUUUCAAGGUCACGGUGGCCGGAAAUGAAGGUAACCCACCGAAAGCCGUGUUGUAUGUAUUUAUUUAGUGCAGGUUUUGUUGCAAAUUUUUGUGUUGUAGUAUGAAUGUAGUCCAGAUGAAUUGUGACUUUGUACUAGAUGUUGGUAUGUGAUCAGCAUAGCUUUUCUUUUCUUUUCUUUUCUGUUUUUUUUUUUUUUCAACCCAACUUGUGAAUGAAAAUCAUGGGACAGAUUAAUCAGAGUGUUUGUUACAAGUUUAGUUUUCCAAAUGUUGUAUUGGAUACUAGUGGAUUGGGAAAUUAGUUUAAACACUUGCUGGAAACUAUUGAGUUUGGAAAUUGAUGUUUAAAUUAGUAUUUUGGUUA
Quercus robur (English oak) is the source of this 2489-nucleotide messenger RNA. RefSeq names its product exocyst complex component EXO70B1. Gene Ontology annotation, molecular function: phosphatidylinositol-4,5-bisphosphate binding. Gene Ontology annotation, cellular component: exocyst. The transcript has a single exon. The coding region runs from base 269 to 2152 and encodes 627 amino acids. The record is from RefSeq and is a predicted model, not a curated record. Gene Ontology annotation, biological process: exocytosis. NCBI's taxonomy places the organism in Eukaryota, Viridiplantae, Streptophyta, Magnoliopsida, Fagales, Fagaceae.